Megalops cyprinoides (Indo-Pacific tarpon) is the source of this 750-nucleotide messenger RNA. Its product is annotated as isotocin-neurophysin IT 2-like. The coding region runs from base 59 to 535 and encodes 158 amino acids. The record is from RefSeq and is a predicted model, not a curated record. The transcript has 4 exons. Lineage: Eukaryota; Metazoa; Chordata; Actinopteri; Elopiformes; Megalopidae. Gene Ontology annotation, cellular component: extracellular region; secretory granule. Gene Ontology annotation, molecular function: neurohypophyseal hormone activity.
UUCUCUCUCCAACGUACACUCACUCUUCUGCACCGAAACUUCUACAACACGAGUAGAGAUGUCGGCCUCAGCUGUUUCCGUGUAUGUGCUGUGUCUAUUGUCCCUCUCUGCUGCCUGCUACAUCUCGAACUGUCCCAUCGGGGGAAAGAGGUCCCUGCCAGACCCUGUCAGACAGUGCAUGGCAUGUGGCCCCGGGAAUAGGGGACGCUGUUUUGGUCCCAGCAUCUGCUGCGGGGAGGGGCUGGGCUGUGUCCUAGGCUCCCCAGAGGCAGCUCGCUGCGUGGAGGAGAACUAUCUUCCAUCUCCCUGUGAGGCAGGGGGGAGACCCUGCGGGGCUGACAGCGGCCGCUGUGCUGCUCCAGGGAUCUGCUGUGAUGCAGAGGGCUGCACCAUCGACCAGUCCUGUCUGGCAGAGGAUGACGAUGACGCUCAGACUGGCCACUCAGAGAACAGCAGCACCGGCCUGGGUAGAGACAUCCUUGUGAGGCUUCUGCACCUGGCUGGCCACACCCCUCCCCAUCGUGUCCACCAAUGAGCUGCUGCAGAAGAAGGGGUCAGAGGAGGAGCCCAGCUGUGGGGGCUGUCUAGUGGUGUGGGUGAAAACAAACCCCUCACACACACUCAAUAUACAACCUGAGCCCUCUCCUAAAGGAAGACCUCAACACACCCCUGUAUAUUGACUUUUACAGACUGAUAUGAAUAUACAAUGUAUAAAGCUAGUUACUGUAAUGUAGUGUCAAAGAUAUCAGA